Molecule: messenger RNA, 330 nt
Organism: Chlorella variabilis
Lineage: Eukaryota; Viridiplantae; Chlorophyta; Trebouxiophyceae; Chlorellales; Chlorellaceae
Exons: 5
Coding region: 1-330 (109 amino acids)
Biological process (GO): mRNA splicing, via spliceosome
Cellular component (GO): nuclear speck
Molecular function (GO): RNA binding
Source: RefSeq, a predicted model, not a curated record
AUGUCGUCCAAGUCUCGCUACACCCUGAUCAUCGACUCGCUCAGCUCCGUGACCCGCUCCCGCGACAUCAAGUACGAGUCGGAGCGCUUUGGCAAGGUGCUGUGCGUGGAGCGCGACGCGCGGGCGCGGUGCGCCCUGGUCGAGUUCCAGAGCUCGCGUGACGCGCAGCGUGCCUGGGAGAAGCUGGACGGUCUCCGCCUGGACGGCUGCCGCUGGAAGGUGGACUGGGCGGUGCGCAAGGACUUUGACUUCUUUGGCUGGAAGUGGACCGAGGGCCCCAGCCGCAGCCCCUCCCGCAGCCCCAGCAGGCCUGUGGAGAUGACCUACUGA